Messenger RNA from Aphanomyces astaci, 1008 nucleotides. RefSeq lists its product as hypothetical. The coding region runs from base 47 to 925 and encodes 292 amino acids. Gene Ontology annotation, cellular component: nucleus; cytoplasm; cyclin-dependent protein kinase holoenzyme complex. Gene Ontology annotation, molecular function: cyclin-dependent protein serine/threonine kinase regulator activity. The transcript is spliced from 5 exons. Gene Ontology annotation, biological process: regulation of cyclin-dependent protein serine/threonine kinase activity; mitotic cell cycle phase transition. The record is from RefSeq and is a predicted model, not a curated record. NCBI's taxonomy places the organism in Eukaryota, Oomycota, Saprolegniomycetes, Saprolegniales, Verrucalvaceae.
CCGCAUCAUCGGGAGUACUUUAGACAAUCCAACAUAUACCAUCAUCAUGGCCUUGGAACUUGACUGCGAAGAAUACUUUGUCGAUGAUGCUGCCAUGACAACGGCUACAUCCCCAGAGGAUAUCGACAUGGAACUGGUCGACGACUGGUAUAGCUCGAUGUUGGCACAGGAGCGCGCUCAAUUCCACUAUGCUCCGCAGCCCCACUACCUCAAGGUUCGCCUCGUCCUCGUCGACUGGACAUGCGAUGUCGGCGAAGAGCUCGAUGUGCCCAAGAGCAUCGUACACACCGCGGUCAACUACCUCGACCGUCUUCUCAACGUACCGUGUGCACUACCGCCACAAUCCAAGCUGCAGCUCGUGUGCCUCGUGUGCCUGUGGAUAGCCACCAAGUUUGCGUCCGUCGAUUGCGAAGUGCCGAGUAUUGAAGAAAUCUACGCGUACGGACACCAGCAAUACACGCUCGACGAGAUCAAGGCGUAUGAAAUGGCCACGCUCAAAGCCCUCCACUGGCAGCUCAACGUGCUGCAGCCCAUCCAUUUCACAGAGUUCUACUUGACCAACCCACCCCUAUUUCCCGACGACGACAUCAACGGCUACCAGCUCGCCGACCCCACCGCCUACGCCACCGUGUACACCAAGCACGUCGAGUUCCUCACGGAAAUGUGCCUGCAAGAGCAUGCGUUUCAGCAGUGGCUACCGUCAGUGCUGGCAACGGCCAUGCUCUGUGUAGCCCGCCGCAUCGUUCACAUCACGCCGGUGUGGCGGGAAGAGAUUGAAAUCAACAGCGGCUACGUCGUCGACGAGAUCCAAGACUGCUUUCACGCAAUGUGGUCACAUUAUGUCCAUCACUUUAGCAAAGGCACGGCGGACGAGCCGUCGCCAACGUCCGUCGCCGCCGUGUCGCAGUAUCAACACCACCAAUAGCCCUAGCAUCCAUAGAUAGGUUACGCAACACCAUAGACCUAACGACCACAAUCAGCGUCGUAAUCAAGUUAUUUAUUACCCCA